CUUUGACCCAGGACAGGAGCUGUUUUAAGGUAUUAGGGUAAACAAACCGGGGUGACUGUGGGGUCAGCGCUGUGCUGAGGGGUUGGGUGUCACUGGCUCCGUGGCUAACCAUUGCCCUAGGCCAAAGCCCUCUGCUCAACUCCAUGACACAAGGAGCUGUGAAACUGUUACUACACAUAUUACACUAAUCAAAAAUGCAUAUGCCAAAUAGAGUGAUUAUUACAGUAACACGUGUGGAUAACAGCUAGGAAGACAGACUGAUCCAUUGUUUAAUGCCACAGUAGUCCCUAAAACAAAUGCUGCUCGUAUUAUUUCAGAGAGGUGAUGCAAGUAUUACUGUUCAGGAGCAAGUGCUCAGAACAAGGGAUAUUACAAAGGAGAGAAAGAUACAUGUAGGUUGGAUAUGGACUGAAACAGAGUGAGCUUUGGGGAUUGUGAUUUGUGGUAUCAUACAGUAUGUGAGGUGUCUGAGUUAUGUUGAUGAUUAUAUGAAAAUAGUGUUUGAGAUGUGGCUCCUGAAUGAUGAGAGGUGAGGUGAGGAGGAAUGUUGGAGCUGUUGUGUGCGCUAGGGGUGGUAAUGCAUUUGGCAUGAAGUAUGAGGUAAGUUCCUCUAUAUCUCCCUCUCUUUCUUUGUCCCUCAGACUCACGGUAGGCCCAGUUGGUUUAAACGUUAAGCUUUCCCCCGGAAACAUGACAGGAGAUAGUGAUGGAGAGAUAGAGGUAGAGGAAAGGGGGGUAAUUGUUUUUGCAGUUCUAGAAACAGUAGGAUGGUCUCUGGUGGCUGUACCUCUGUCUGCUUGACUGUGUUGUUCUUACACCCCAAGGCUGAAUAUCUGAUUGAUAAAUCGACAACAUAAUUAAAUGUUUUGUGAUGGACAGAGUUAAAUAACAUGGCCUAGAUUUUAAAAAAUCUCUGUGCGUCUUUUUUUUUGUAUGUGUGGUUGUCUGUGUGUGUGUGCCUGUCUCGGUAUGUUAUUGGUUUUGUUUACCCUCCAGAUCAGAUUUGGGCAGACAAUAUUAACUCACUGAUUCCUUAACGAGACGUUAUUAAGACACAAAGAGACUCCGGAUUAACAAGUUUAGCUUUUGAGGAUCAUUAAAAAGUGCUUGUUAUGCUUCUCUCAGCUUGAUGAAUUUCAAAGGGGUGAAAAAACAGAGAUUAUACUGUUUCUAAAGGCUAACUCCAAGAGACAACAUGGUGUGAGGGGACAUGGGGUCUGGUAUUUUGGGGGGACAGGCGAAGAACAGAGACAUGGACCAUGGCCAGAUAUUUUAAUAUCUCUUGCCAGUGCCUGUGGCAAUUUUGAGUUUAUUAUUUAAUGUGGAAAGUCAAAUAAUGAUUUGAAGUGAAUUGGCUUUAUUUCGCUUGAUUCAUUUGCUCCACAAAAUAGCUUUCUAGUCCCUUCCCCAGAUAUCAGAUACAAAAUAAGAAUGUUACAUUUUGAAUGAGAAUGACUCACUUAAAUGACACUGUAGCGCUUCAAAACAUUAUCAUGUAUUUAUCGUCUUGAUUUCUGUCAUUACAUCAUUAUUACGCAUUUCUUUUUUAUAGGUCAUCAUAGUGUUUCAGUAGCGGUAAGUGGGAAAGGGGAGAGCGGGAUACCUACAGUGCCUUCAGAAGGUAUUCAUACCCCUUGACUUAUUCCACAUUUUGUUGUGUUACAAUCUGAUUUCAAAAUCUAUUAAAUAUAUUUUUUUACCUCACCCAUCUACCCACAAUACCUCAUAAUGACAAAGUGAAAACAUGUUAGAAAUUUUUGCAAAUGUAUUGAAAAUGAAAUACAGAAAUAUCUAUUUUACAUAUUCACACCCCUGAGUCAAUACAUGUUAGAAUCCCAUUUGAAAGUGAUUACAGCUGUGAGUAUUUCUGGAUUAGUGUCUAAGAGCGUUGCAUGCCUGGAUUGUACAAUAUUUGUACAUUAUUCAUAAAAAAAUUCUUCAAGCUCUGUCAAGUUGGUUGUUGAUCAUUGCUAGACAGAGAUUUUCAAGUCGAUUUACAUCAAAACUGUAAAUAGGCUGUUCAGGAACAUUCAAUGUCAUCUUAGUAAGCAACUCCAGUGUAUAGUUGGCCUUCUGUUUUAGGUUAUUCUCCUGCUGAAAGUUGAAUAUGUCCCCCAGUGUCUGUAGGAAAGUAAACUGAACCAGGUUUUCCUCUAGGAUUUUGCCUAUGCUUAGCUCCAUCCGUUUCUUUUAAUCCUAAAAAACUCCCUAGUCCAUGCCGAUGACAAGCAUUCCCAUAACAUGAUGCAGCCACCACCAUGCUUGAAAAUAUGAAGAGUGAUACUCAGUGAUGUGUUGUUGGAUUUGCCCCAAACAUCACGCUUUGUUUUCAGGACAAAGUUAAUUUCUUUGCCACAUUUUUUGCAGUUUUACUUUAGUGCCUUGUUGCAAACAGGAUGCAUGUUUUGGAAUAUUUUUUGUACAGGCUUCCUUCUUUUCACUCUGUCAUUUAUGAGUAAUUACAAUGUUGUUGAUCCAUCCUCAGUUUUCUCCUAUCACAGCCACUAAACUCUGUAACUGUUUUAAAGUCAACAUUGGCCCCAUGGUGAAAUCCCUGAGCGGUUUCCUCCCUAUCAGGCAACUGAGUUAGGAAGAACACCUGUAUCUUUGUAGUGGCUGGGUGAAUUGAUGCACCAUCCAAAGUGUAAUUAAUAACUUCACCAUACUCAAAAGGAUAUUCAAUGUCUGCUUUUUAUUUUACCCAUCAACCAUAGGUGCCCUUCUUUGCGAGGCAUUGGAAAACCUCCCUGGUCUUUGUGGUUGAAUCUGUGUUUGAAAUUCAAUGAUCGACUGAGGAACCUUACAGAUAAUUGUAUGUGUGUGAUACAGAGAUGAGAUAGUCAUUCAAAAAUCAUGUUAAACACUAUUAUUUCACACAGAGUGAGUCUUAUUAUGUGACUUAUUAUGUUUACUCCUUACCUUAUUAAGGCUUGCCAUAACAAAGGAGUUGAAUAAUUAUUGACUCAAGACAUUUCAGCUUUUCAUUUUGUAUUAAUUUGUAAAAAAGUCUAAAAGCAUGAUUCCACUUUGACAUUAUGGGGGUAUUGAGUCCAGGCUAGUGACAAAAAAAUCUAAUUUUAAAUUCAGGCUUUAACACAACAAAAUGUGAAAAAACUCCAGGGGUGUGAAUAUUUCCUGAAGGCACUGUAGUCAGUUGCCCAACUGGAUACAUUCAACCGAAAUUGGUCUUCUGCAUUAAACCCAAUGCCUCUGAAUCAGUGUCCACUGUGUGGAGGUAGAGAGCCCAUCAAUCAAGUUUCAAUACAACCUUUGUAAAAGCACUAAGAAGUCUCUCUUAGUCUUUCUAUUACAAGAUCACUUUUGAUAAGCUGUCAACAUGGCUAUCUUCAUAAACAUGUGUGUAGCAGUCGCAGUUCACUGUAGCAGCAAAUGGGAAGCAAGUAUAUGUCAUGAAGCAUUGAUAAGGUGACAUCAUGACAUGCCCGGAUGAGCACGCUCCUUGUGGUGUUACCACCACACGCUUAACAUGGUUUAUAAUAUGAUCUGACAUGUGACUACUGAUGGGUUUGCAUGUGUGUGUGGAGAGUUUGUUUGGGGGAUGGCUGUAAGUGCAUGGGUGUAUGUUGAUGCAAAAAAUAUGACAUUUUAAACAGAGUUAAUGGUAUUUUUGGCAAUGACAAAAAUGUGGGGGCUAGUGGAGUCGGGGGGACAGAAUGAGAGAGAGAGAGAGAGAGAGAGAGAGAGAGAGAGACAGAGAGAGAGAGAGAGAUUUGAACCAUGAUUACAGAGAGCCGUGGCUCUAGAGAGGGAUAUUGGGGUGAGAGAGAAGAGGGGAGUGUGAUGAAGAGGGAGACAGGGAUUUGCAACAGAGAGGAGAGAAAGAGAGGGGGCAGUGACACUCAGUGACAGAGUGUCAUAUGCACUCACAUGUGCACACACCCUCUCUUUUUUGUCUCUCUCUGUGAACAUGUGUCGGUAAAUCCGUCAGUCAGUAUAGUCACUUUUGGGGGGGGAAAUGGUGAGAGGACAUCCAAAUCAAUCAUCCUAUCUAUGACCUACGGACCAAGAAGAAACACACACGGACACAGGAAGACUGUUUUUUCCACAGAGGACAGUCGCCAGUCAGUCCAUUAUUGGACACCAGGGCUGUCUGAGAGUCUGGAGGCAUCAAGCCUGUUGUUGUGUAUGGACUGCUGCUGCACUAAGACAGAGAGGUGGAUUAACACACAACCCUGACACACGGACAAACUCAGUCUGCUCCCAAAGCCGUGGCCAUGUCAUCUCCUUCUCUCCCCAUGCCCUCCCUCCCCCCCAGUCCACUGGCCAUGGAGUACCUCAAUGACUUUGACCUCCUUAAGUUUGAGGUGAAGCCUGACACUCCUCCUCUCCCUCCCCCCUGCACAUUCCCCAAGUCUAGCCUACCCCACGACCCCUCCAGUUCCCCUGGUCCCUACACCAGCCUCAGCUCCAGCCCAUACAACUCCCUGCCCCCUUCUCCAACGCUGAGCGAUGCCCACCCACCUCCCUCAGCCUCUUCCUCCCUCUCCCCUUCCUCCUCCUCCUCCAUCUCCUUCCCUCUGUCCAUCUCAAACAGCUACACCUCUGGCAUCAGUUCUGGAUCUCAGGGGAACAUGGAGGGUAGCCCCUUCCAUGGGGGUGCCCAGGGUCCUAACCCUGCCUCUUUGGAGGACCUGAUCUGGCUCGCAGCGCUGCAGCAGCAGUUUGGAGGGGAGGCGGGGGGACCUGCGUCCCUGCUGGGAGGCGGGCCAGAGCGGGGAGACAGAGAAAGAGGGUCGGUCGGCAGCUUCCUGGGCUGUGAGGACGCUGUGGAGGCUCUACUGAACUCAGCUGCAGCAGCUGUAAACUCACAGUUCCCAGUGCUUUCCCAGAGUUCCAGCAGUAACCUGGGGGAUUCGGGUAGUGACAGUGGAGGUGACAUUUCUUGCGCCAAUGGGACAGAUAUGUGUCAUCGCCCACUCCUCUACCUCUCCUCUGGCCCUCAAUUGCUCCCCAACACCAACCCCUCUUCAGCAUCCUACCCACAACCCCAGAGCCCCUCUGACCGACUUCACCAUCCACAUCAUCAUCAUCAUCACCACCCGCACCACCCCAUCCAUGGCCAUCAUCAUCAUCAUCAUCAUCACCUCCAAUGUGGUGGGGUGGAUGAGCGUUUCUCAGACGAACAGCUGGUGAGCCUAUCGGUGCGGGAGCUGAACAGACACCUGCGUGGCGUCAGUAAGGAUGAGGUGGUGCGUCUCAAGCAGAAACGUCGUACGCUAAAGAAUCGAGGCUAUGCCCAGUCCUGUCGCUACAAACGCUUGCAGCACCGCCACGCACUGGAGUCCGAGAAACACGUCCUCACACAACAGUUGGAACAGUUGCAGUGUGAGCUAUCUCGGGUCCUGAGGGAGAGGGACGCCUACAAGGCUCGCUACGAAAAGCUUGUCAGUACAAACGAGGCUCCACCUACCCACGCCAACAACCCCCCCUCACCACCCCCUAACUACUUCCUCUGAGGACAUACCAGAGGAGAGGACAUAAAAAGUGAGGGAUGAGAGUGGGGUGAAAGAGCAGGUCAGCCUAAAUAAGGCCAGCACAGGGGAAUCAGACUUUUGGAGGAAGGGUUGGGGGUGUGUGUUCGUGUGUGGAGGUUGUGGAGGUUGUCAGGCGAGUAGUGGGGUUAGGACUAGGCCAUACAUGACUGUGAAAUCAACCCGCUGAGCUGGCACUUCACUGUUAACUUAGGGUUCGAAUCGAGCCUUCAUAAACAGGACUAAUGGUGAAGAUUUUAGUUUUGAUAUCACAGUGACGUUCAUAGUAGCACAAAGACUCAAUGAAACAUCUUCAGCAUGCAUCCUGCACUGGUGAAAUCAGGGCAUGGAAGGUCACAGGUCAUCCUCAAACUGAACAAACACCAUCGUAUCAUUCAUCAACCUUAACACUAUCAACCUAUCUAUGCACAUUUAUUUCAAGCAGAACAAAUUAAAAGAUGAACUGAUAUCCAAACAAUGGUUGGGUUGAAUCCAGCCCCUGACAUGCACACUGUGAUGGUGUAGGUUGACUGGUCUGAGUAGUGCUGUGGUAUUGGAUGUGUGGUGGUGUAUGAUCUUCAAGUGUCCAUGGCAUGCAGUUGUACUCACCAGCGAAUAUUUCACAGUUGCCUACCAAGGUGUUUUUGCUCACCAAGAUUUGUUACCCACUAUCACAUUUUUAAGAUGAAUAAUCAUAAAAAAAUAAUGUACAAGGAUCCUUUUUCUGAUAGAAUUCCUGUGGUUGUGCUAAAUGAAAAAUUGACAUAAACACUCAUGUAUAAAGUAGAUACAUAAAAAAAGAAAAAUUAAAACAAAUCCAUACUUUGCUUGUUGAAAAUAACUUCACUUUUUGUCAUAAUGACUAUGAAGAAUAAUUGCAGUGUGCUAUCUGUGAUUCGUGAACAAACCUCCAAGAGACUUCUUCUGUCAUCCUGUACUGUAGGAUUUCCACAAUCAAUCAGUUGACUCUAACAUGUGAAACAAGAAACUGUGGUUGCUGCAGUUGUUGUAGUCAAAUAGGUCUGUACAAAGAACAUCCCCCCCCAAAGGCAACAGAGUGCUAAAUGGACUGGGUUGCUGUGUUUUGUCUUCAAGCUUUUAUAAUACAAUCUAGGUUGUGCUGAAAACACUUUUGUAAGAGAGCGACAACCAUAAUGCAACAAGCACCACAGAGCUGGACACUGUGGAUUCUUAAAAAGUGGGGUGAAAUGCAAGAAAAUGUGGACAUUCCAAGACACCUCUCUUAAAACCAGCUCAUGAAAUGUUACCAGGGUAGCUACAUUAGAGCUAAUUGUUUUGGCUAGGUGUAGGUUAAUUAAUUGAUUUAUCUGUUUUAUUUAUUCACUUAUUUAUUCACAGUAUUUAUUCAUUGUUUAUUUAUGUACCAAUUAUUAUUAUUUUACUGGUUUACAAUUUAAUCUACAAGCUUAGUGUGUACUUUUAUUUUCAAGCAGGAUGAAUCAAUAUUUUAAUUAUCUUUUUGAUUAUUUUCAAUAGUAUGACUACAAUCAUUAUUGCCAUCAUGGUUGAUGCUCCUACUGUAGUGUGGUUUCCUAUGAAAUAAAGACAAUAUUUUUAUCA
Molecule: messenger RNA, 7073 nt
Organism: Salvelinus fontinalis (brook trout)
Lineage: Eukaryota; Metazoa; Chordata; Actinopteri; Salmoniformes; Salmonidae
Product: transcription factor MafA-like
Exons: 5
Coding region: 4236-5477 (413 amino acids)
Biological process (GO): regulation of transcription by RNA polymerase II
Cellular component (GO): nucleus
Molecular function (GO): RNA polymerase II cis-regulatory region sequence-specific DNA binding; DNA-binding transcription factor activity, RNA polymerase II-specific
Source: RefSeq, a predicted model, not a curated record